Drosophila sechellia is the source of this 1452-nucleotide messenger RNA. RefSeq names its product solute carrier family 25 member 35. Bases 212 to 1123 code for a protein of 303 amino acids. The transcript has 3 exons. Lineage: Eukaryota; Metazoa; Arthropoda; Insecta; Diptera; Drosophilidae. The record is from RefSeq and is a predicted model, not a curated record.
UCCGCUGCAACUAAGUUAUAAUGCUCGCCAAAUUUAUAUUAUAUUUGUAUAACGGGCGAGAAGAGUAUAGUAAUGCCAGCUAAUCGCGGAGGAAAAUUAUGAAAUACACGACACACACGCAGCGUUCGGCUUCCUAGAGCCACAGAGAUUCCGCGGCAGGCGGCACAACAGUUUCUAGUCAACCACUAUCCUCAGCAGAACUCGUGAUUACAUGGCUACAUCGGAUUUUGUUCUGGGCGGCCUGGCCUCCGUGGGGGCCACCUUCUUCACCAAUCCCAUCGAGGUGAUCAAGACUCGGAUCCAGCUGCAGGGCGAGCUGGCGGCGAGGGGUACCUAUGUGGAGCCCUACAAAGGGAUUGUCAAUGCCUUCAUCACGGUGGCCAAAAACGAUGGCAUUAUGGGCCUCCAAAAGGGCCUCGCACCGGCCUUGUACUUCCAGUUCAUCAUCAAUUCCUUCCGGCUUAGCAUUUAUUCGGAAGCAAUGGAGAGGCGGUGGAUGCACAACAGGAGGGGCGAGGUGUCCUUCGGAAUGGGACUAUUGUGGGGCGCCAUCGGCGGCGUCGUGGGCUCCUACUGCUCCAGUCCAUUUUUCCUGAUCAAAACACAGCUGCAGUCACAAGCCGCCAAGCAAAUCGCCGUGGGCUACCAGCAUGCACACACUUCCAUGACCGAUGCCCUGCGUCAGAUCUACUCCAGGAAUGGAAUACGAGGACUGUGGAGAGGAUCUGUGGCCGCAUUACCCAGGGCGGCUUUGGGAUCAGGUGCCCAGAUAGCCACCUUUGGCAAGACCAAAGCCCUGCUGGUGCAGUACGAUCUGGUGACGCAGCCCACGUUGAACUCCUUCUCGGCUGGCUUGAUAGCCGGAUCCAUUAUGUCGGUGGCCAUAACGCCGCCGGAUGUAAUCACCACGCGUCUGUACAACCAGGGCGUGGACGCCGAAGGACGAGGUCUUCUUUAUCGCGGUUGGGUUGACUGCUUUGUGAAAAUCUUACGAUCAGAGGGCGUUUAUGGUAUGUACAAGGGCUUCUGGGCCAACUACCUGCGCAUUGCCCCCCACUCAACCCUUGUGCUGCUAUUCUUUGACGAGCUGGUCGCCGUACGCACAAAGUAUAGUAAUCAAUGACCCCAAAGAUCACUGGCUAGGUAGCAUUAAUUUAAGUACUAAAUUGUUUAAAUCGUUUAUACUACCCACAAAUAUACACUUUGUUUUUUAUUAUUAAGCCAAGCUUAGAUAAACAAAAUUGAUGUGCAACAGAAUGUAAAGUGCCGCAUACAAUUUGUUUAUCCAAAUCUGGCUUUAGUCUUUAGUGAGUAGCUUAAUGUCCUAGUUCCAAUCUCUUAGAUUAGCAAAGCCUCAGAACCAACUUUUGCCUUCAUUAAGCUAAUUUAAGAGCUCUUCCUGUAGCCAUUAACCGUGCAAUAUUUUGGUAAAAUAAACCAGUUAGUAUGUUA